Molecule: messenger RNA, 3173 nt
Organism: Acipenser ruthenus (sterlet)
Lineage: Eukaryota; Metazoa; Chordata; Actinopteri; Acipenseriformes; Acipenseridae
Gene: capn10
Product: calpain 10
Exons: 13
Coding region: 436-2439 (667 amino acids)
Biological process (GO): proteolysis
Cellular component (GO): cytoplasm
Molecular function (GO): calcium-dependent cysteine-type endopeptidase activity
Source: RefSeq, a predicted model, not a curated record
CUGCUGCAUGCAGUCUGGUGACGCUUGUGUCAGUGUGUUUGCAGGAAGCAUCAUCACUUUUCGUUUGCGAAAACUAAAUAAAAAUAAGAAAAUACUUUUAUAAUAAGCAAGUGUGCUUUGGUUCAAUGCACUGUGGUACACGCCUGCCUUUUUCUCAUAGACCAACGUGUGGAGCAUUCUGAUGACAUUUAAAUUAUAUUUGAAUAUUUUCGCUGCUAUAUUCUAUUUCUCCAGGAAGGAAGGGCUGGGAGGAGAAUCCUCGGCGCUCGAGUGGCGGAGGUUCCGGGGAGGAGUUUGCACACCUCGGCAGAGACCGUCUUACAAAACAACUGCCUCUUGGAUAAAAAAAAAGAUAAAAAGAAAUGGCAGGACGAUGAGGCAGUGCAGGGGUAAGGGUGAAGGACAAGGAAAGAGAAGGAGCGAGGCAGGCUGGAAAUGGAGCUGAGGGGGCAGAGGAGGGCGCAUGAGGAGGGAAAUUUGUUCCAAGAUCCUGAUUUUCCUGCAGAGAACUCGUCCCUCUUUUCAUGCUACUCCACUCCCAUUUCGAAAUUCCAGAGUCAGAUCUCCUGGCUGCGCCCACAGGAACAGUGCCAGUCCCCGAGACUAUUUUCUCCGAUCCCUCAGGAGAGCCAUGUGAAGCAGGGAAUCCUGGGAGACUGCUGGUUCCUGUGUGCCUGCACCAUGCUGGAAAAGAAUAGACACCUGCUGGACAAGGUGGUCCCAUCUGGCCAGGCGGAGUGGGGAGACCAGGGCUACAGCGGCCGGUUCUGGUUCCGGUUCUGGCAGUUUGGCCACUGGGUGGAGGUGGAGGUGGACGAUCGCUUACCCUGCAUCGCAGACAGGCUGUGCUUCUCUCACUGCCGGUCCAGCAGCGUGUUCUGGGUCUCGCUGCUGGAAAAGGCGUACGCCAAGCUCCGUGGCUCGUACGAGAGGCUGUGGGCAGGGCAGGUCGCAGAGGCACUUGUUGAUCUCACGGGAGGGCUGGCGGAGAGGUGGAGCCUGAAGGAUUGCAGGAAGGAGGAGGAGGAGAGGGUGGAAGGGAACAGCCUCGUCCCGGAGAAACUGACGCUGGACAGCCUGGUGGACGUGAAGGAUGGAUGUGUAAUGAGCUGCUCCGUUCACAGCUCCCCUGGAGGUGCCAGUGAGCUGGGGGAAUACCAUGCCUACAAUGUGAUGGAGUGGGUUGAUGUGAAGCUGCUGGGGGACCACAGGGUCCGGCUGCUGCGGAUCCGCAAUCCCUGGGGCCGGCGCUGCCGUGGGGGCCCCUGGGGGGCCAGUGGGCAGGGUUGGGGUCGGCUGGAGCUUGACUCUGCCGCUCGUCUGUUGUCUCACACCGAGGAGGGUGAAUUCUGGGUAGAGGAAGAAGAGUUUUUCAAGGAGUUUGAUGAGAUCACUGUGGGUUAUCCAAUCGAUGAUAAUGGACACCUUCGAAGCCUUCAUACAGGGAAGGUGCUAACCCACAGCCAGCAGGUGCAUGGGUCCUGGGUCAAAGGUCACUCUGCCGGAGGUUGCCGUAACAACAGCAGUUUUGUCAGCAACCCCAAGUUCUGGCUGCAUGUGUGUGAGGCUGGGGAGGUGCUGGUCUCUGUGCUCCAGCGGUGUGUCUCGGGCUCCAGUGAAAAUUGCAAGGUCGAGGGGAGGCAGCCAGGGGGCAGCACUGAACAGCACCAGCACUGCCAAGCAAUAGGGCUGCAUAUAUGGAAGGUGGAGAAAAGGCGUCUGAACCUGCAGAAGACCCUGAGUAAGACCCCCUGUGUGUUCACGCGCUGCCACGCCUACGACCGCGAGGUCACCCUGCGCUGCCAGCUCUCCCCCGGGUAUUACCUCGUCAUCCCCAGCACCUUCCUGCAGGACGUGGAGGCCACAUUCCUGCUGCGGGUCUUCUCAGCCGGGACAGUCUCGCUCAGUGCAGUGAAGCUUCCCCCCUCUCCAGUGACCCCGAUGGGCAGCCUCAGUGAUGGAGAGUGGGAGACCAGCAGCUUGGAGGGGAAGUGGCUCAGAGGUGAGAGCACAGGGGGCAGCAGGAACUUCCCCACCCACCUGUUGAAUCCACGCCUGCCCCUCACUGUGGCCUCGGAGCCAGGGCAACCCAACACCAGGAUCACCCUGCGCCAGCACUGCCCUCCUGGGGAGUGCCAGGCCAUUGGCUUCCAUAUCUACCAGGUCCCGGGAGGCACUGAAGACCAGGAUCAGGAAUCUUUCCAGGAUCGGGAGCCUCGGGCCAGCUGUGUCCCUCAUCGCUACACACAGGAAGUGAGCAUGUGGUGCUCCCUGUCUCCAGGAAGUUACAUCAUUGUUCCCUCCACAUACCAGCCCGAUUGCGAGGGAUGCUUCACAGUCACCAUAUCAACCAAAAUAGACAGAAAACCAGUGAGAAGCAGAGAGAGUCUGGGACGACUCUUACAAGAGGUUUCCUACAUCUCGGUGAUGCGGAGCUAGGGAUGGGAAGCUGUGAUGACGUCAGCUCAGCGUUUGGCCACAGAUGAAAGGGCCUGAGCAGGUCACAGCAGAACAAGGCCGGGAGCCUUUAUUUUCCACUGGUGCCGCUUGAGAUUUGCACAUCACAGCCCUUCCAUUCCCCUGGCACUAAUCUGAGGCGACGUGACUCAGCGGUGUAAACAAGCAGCCCCGAUUUGAAGAGGCUGAAACAAAAACAAUCUCCUCCUCCCUUGACUCUGCAGAGAGAGUUCCUAGAGUGCUUUGAAGUUUUCCUGGGAUGUACAGAGGAGAACCAAAGAGCCCGACCCAAAGCGACAUGGUUCAGUGGGAAAUUCCCAUGUGUGACUGGACUCUCAGAUUUGCUUCAUCAGAAGAAGUUUUUCCAUUCACAGAUGCUGGAUUCAUGGCUUUCCACCUGACUGAACACCCUCAUCGCCCCCCAGCUGAUUACAGCACAUAUUGUAACAUUUCCAGGGAUGGAACUAGGACUCCUUUUGAAUAGCAGUUUUAAUAUGUGCUUGAUUAGCCCCAGUAUAUGCUGUAGGUAACAAGCUUGGGUGUGUCUCAUGAAACUCGUGGUAAAACCAGUAAUGGAUCAAACUGUUAUGCAAUGGGAGUCUUAUUUGCAUUCCUGCAUUUCACUUGCACACAGUUUACAAGACAAGCUUGUUUGUUUUAUUUGUGCCUUUUUGUAGUUCACAUUAUUAUUCAUUAAAAUAAAUGAAAUGAUAGAA